AUGGCAAUGGUGGAGUUUUCGUUCGAAGAUGUGCUGAUGAAGGGUACGCUUUUCGUGAUUGUUCAAGCUCUGAUUUAUUUAAUCCUUUCGAAUUCGUCUGAUGUGUUCUCGAAGACGAAGAUGGUGAGAUCGUUUAGCUUCAAACCUGCACGAUCUGUUAGUAUUCGCCGGAUGUUUGCUGCCAUAGCUGAUAUGCCUGCCGGAGGCGAGGCGUCUCCGUCGUCAUCGAGAAGGGGGUUUCCGUUCUCUUCGUCGGAGGAUGAUUUUAAUAAAUUUGAUUAG
Messenger RNA from Lactuca virosa, 282 nucleotides. NCBI's taxonomy places the organism in Eukaryota, Viridiplantae, Streptophyta, Magnoliopsida, Asterales, Asteraceae. The record is from the annotation of a GenBank genome assembly.